CACAUGGCUGUUUGUCCUGUGCCGCAGAGGAGCUGUAUGUCUCGGAGCGCGAGGGCAGCGACUGCACUGGUGAUGGGACACAGAAGAAACCCUUCAAGACGGUGUUGAAGGCUUUGAUGACAGCAGGCAAAGAGCCAUUUCCUACGAUUUAUGUGGAUUCCCAAAAAGAAAAUGAGCGAUGGGCCAUCAUUUCCAAGUCACAGAUGAAGAAUGUCAAGAAGCUGUGGCACAGGGAGCAGAUGAAGAAUGAAGCCAAGGAGAAGAAGGAGGCAGAAGAUCUCUUGAGAAGAGAGAAGAACCUGGAGGAAGCCAAGAAAGUUGUUAUCAAGAACGAUCCCAGUCUUCCAGAGCCCAAAUGUGUGAAGAUCGAUGCUCUGGAGGCUUACAGAGGGCAGAGGGUGAAGAUUUUUGGCUGGAUUCACAGGCUGCGCAGGCAAGGGAAAAACCUGAUGUUCAUUGUCUUGCGAGAUGGCACAGGGUUCCUUCAGUGUGUCCUCUCCGAUGAGCUGUGCCAGUGUUACAACGGGCUGGUGCUGUCCACGGAGAGCAGUGUGGCCGUGUACGGCACGCUGAACCUCCUUCCUGAGGGCAAGCAGGCUCCAGGAGGCCACGAGCUGAGCUGUGAUUACUGGGAGCUCAUCGGCCUGGCCCCGGCCGGAGGAGCUGACAACCUGCUCAACGAGGACUCGGAGGUGGAUGUGCAGCUCAACAACAGGCACAUGAUGAUUCGGGGAGAGAACAUGUCCAAAAUCUUCAAGGUGCGCUCCAUGGUCCUGCAGGCCUUCAGGGAUCACUUCUUUGCCAACGGGUACUAUGAGGUCACACCUCCGACCCUGGUGCAGACGCAGGUGGAAGGAGGCUCGACCCUGUUCAAGCUGGAUUAUUUUGGGGAGGAGGCAUACCUGACACAGUCGUCCCAGCUCUACCUGGAGACCUGCCUGCCAGCCCUGGGAGAUGUCUUCUGCGUCGCUCAGUCCUACAGGGCUGAGCAGUCCAGGACCCGCAGGCACUUGGCAGAGUACACUCACGUGGAAGCUGAAUGUCCUUUUAUAAGCUUUGAGGAUCUGUUGGACCGUCUGGAGAACUUGGUUUGUGAUGUUGUGGACAGAGUCCUGAAAUCUCCUGCAGCGAGUUUGCUGUACGACCUCAACCCGGGCUUCCAGCCCCCCAAGCGUCCCUUCCGGCGCAUGAACUACGCCGAGGCCAUCGAGUGGCUGAGGGAACACGAUGUGAAGAAGGAGGAUGGCACUUACUACGAGUUUGGGGAGGAUAUCCCCGAGGCUCCCGAGAGGCUGAUGACAGACACCAUCAAUGAGCCCAUCCUGUUGUGCCGAUUUCCUGCAGAGAUCAAGUCCUUCUACAUGCAGCGAUGCCACGACGACACGCGGCUCACCGAGUCGGUGGAUGUGCUGAUGCCCAAUGUGGGUGAGAUCGUGGGAGGCUCCAUGCGUACGUGGGACAGCGAGGAGCUGCUGGAAGGCUACAAGAGAGAGGGCAUCGAUCCCACGCCCUACUACUGGUACACCGACCAGAGGAAGUACGGCACGUGCCCUCACGGCGGAUACGGCUUGGGGCUGGAGCGGUUCCUGACCUGGAUUCUGAACAGACACCACAUCCGAGAUGUCUGUCUCUACCCACGCUUUGUCCAGCGCUGCAAACCUUAG
This is a messenger RNA of Acanthisitta chloris (rifleman), 1664 nucleotides long. It is a transcript of the gene NARS1, whose product is annotated as asparaginyl-tRNA synthetase. Gene Ontology annotation, biological process: asparaginyl-tRNA aminoacylation. The record is from RefSeq and is a predicted model, not a curated record. The transcript has 14 exons. Gene Ontology annotation, cellular component: cytoplasm. The annotation marks the transcript as partial. Gene Ontology annotation, molecular function: asparagine-tRNA ligase activity; nucleic acid binding; ATP binding. NCBI's taxonomy places the organism in Eukaryota, Metazoa, Chordata, Aves, Passeriformes, Acanthisittidae.